Molecule: messenger RNA, 7021 nt
Organism: Stegodyphus dumicola
Lineage: Eukaryota; Metazoa; Arthropoda; Arachnida; Araneae; Eresidae
Gene: Usp32
Product: Ubiquitin specific protease 32
Biological process (GO): protein deubiquitination
Cellular component (GO): Golgi apparatus
Molecular function (GO): calcium ion binding; cysteine-type deubiquitinase activity
Source: RefSeq, a predicted model, not a curated record
GAUAACCUACUGGCAUGUAUCUAAUAUGUUGUUUAUUUGGUGAUUGGUGUGUGUUUAUGGACUGUGCAGACGAUGUUUAGAAGUGGAAUGUUCAUUUCGAAAGUAAUAAUCUUAUAUAAAUGACGAAGUUUCGUUGCUUAACAUGGGAGCUAAGGACUCUAAACCGUGUUGUAUAUCAUAUGAAGACGCCGUAAAAAGAGUUACGGAUGCUGAACUUCGAAGAUUAAGAGAUGCCUUCAAACGAUCAGCAAAUUUGAAUUGUGUGAUAACAAAACCUGGCUUCAUUAAAGAUGUUUUGGGAGAAUUUGUUCCAUUAAAACUUGCUGAGUAUAUUUUCCAAGCAUGUGGAGGGACAAAUAAAGGUAUAUCAUUCAAAGACCUUCUUUGUGGCUUGGUUCUUCUGACAAGGGGUGAAGAAUGUGAAAAAGUCAAAUUUAUCUUUUGUUUGUGCUGUAAUGAAGGGGGAACUCACGUGUAUAAAGAUGACCUAAUUCGGCUUAUCCAGGCUUGUGAUAAUGGAUAUGUUCCUGAAAUUAUUGCAGAUUGUUUCUCUGAGGGUGACCGUGUCACAUUUGAUGAAUUUCGAGAUUGGUUAUUGCGUAGACGGGAUGCCACUUCGUUGACACGUUGGUUAUUAUUAGAGAGAAGUACAGUAACAUUGUCAAAUGAGUUAGAAACACCAACAUUUUAUCAAACUUUAGCUGGAGUUACUCAUUUGCAAGAAACUGACAUAAUUGAUCUAGAGAAGAGGUAUUGGAUGCUUAAACCAAAUUCAGGUAGUGGCCGCUUGGAUUUAGAAACUCUGAGACCUCUUAUCUGUCCCCCCAUUCCAGUUGUGCUAUGUGAAGGUAUAUUUAAUGCAUUUGAUGAAAAUCAAGAUGGACACAUUGACUUUAAAGAAAUGGCUUGUGGUAUAUCAGCUUGUUGUCGUGGCCCUCUAACUGAAAGACAAAAAUUCUGCUUUAAAAUUUUUGAUCAAGAUCGAGAUGGCAUUUUAUCAGAAAAUGAAGUUAAACAUAUGGUCAGUGCUCUUCUCUUUGUAAAGAAUGAAAAUAAAAAUCAAAAUAGAAAUGAAAUCAUGACACUUUUAUCAGUAUCUGAAGUCACUGAAGUUGCAAAUGAAAUAAUGGCCAAUCAUGACUCCUCACAGGCUGGAGCUUUAACUUUAGAUGAAUAUCUAUUCUGGACGGUUGGCAACAAUCUUCCUUUAGAAUUCAUGAAUGUCUUGUUUCAGGUUUGUCAUGUUGUGUUUGGUUUACGGCCAUAUUCUAAAGAGGAGGAAGGCGAGAUCAUUAGGUCUUGGAUUGAAAGAGAAGAAAGGAGAGGCAUGCAAAUAGGACAGUUUUGGUAUUUAAUUGCUAGUGAUUGGUGGAUAUCAUGGAAUGAAUACGUAGACUUUCAGGGAACUGUUUCGAGUGGUUGUUGUACACCUACCUACCCUUCCGGCAGCCUUAAGCGAAACAGCAAGAUGCAACGUCGAGUUGAUGGAAGUGUGGCACAGAUGGAUGAUGGAAGUUCAAAUGUUAUUUUAUCAAGUGUAACAAAUGUGGGAGAUGAUGUUACAUCAACAUUAUCUGAAAGUAUUAGUAAUAUUUUUAAUUCAUUGAAUGCGGAUGGUAGCACAAAUGCAUUUCCAAAUAAAAAUUUCACAGAACAGUAUGGAAAUGGAUUGUCAGUAAAGAAAACUUCUAAUUUACAACCUCCUGAGCUUGCAAAGACACCAAAUCAUUCACCAAAUGUGCAUAGGAGGAAUCUACCUCAUGUCCCGCAACGCCCGACAUCAAUUGACAACACUUCGCUUAUUGUACCUAAUACUUUAAAGGUAAUCUUUCUAACUGGAGAAGGUGGCAGACUACGAAAGAAUCCGCCUUUGAUGAGAAGCAGAGAUUACGAAUUAGUUCCUGAAGCAGUAUGGCGAGCCCUUUCACAGUGGUAUGGUGGAUCUCCCCCAUUACCAAGGCAGGUAAUUCUCCCUAGGAAUGGUAUACCUGAAUUAGAUUUAUAUCUAGUGACUUUAAAGUUGUACAGGCAUCAACCAAAUCCUGCUCGUCAAGUUGCUAAUCCCUGGACUGGUGCAGUUAGCAAUGUGGCAUCAUCUUAUGGUGGUAAUCCUCCUGUUUAUAUGAGUAAUAUUCCUGCAGUGCAUAAAAGAUAUCUAGCAUAUCUUGCAUCUUUUAGUCGUCUGGCUUCUCUUCGUUACGUAUUUGAGUUCAUUUGUAUGCGACUUCGUUUACGUCUGGAAGAGACUCGGCUAUGGCUUUAUAAAGAUGAUAGUAACCUCACACUAUUAGAAGAAGAAAACUGUACUUUAGAAGAAUUAAAUAUAGAAGACAAUGAACAAAUUUUGAUAGAAGUUCGUAACAAAGAUCAGACUUGGCCUGAAGAAAUGUCCAAUGUGAUGAAUGCAAAAUGGGAUCAAAAAAGUCAAGGUCCUACUGAAAAAGGUGCUACUGGUCUAAACAAUUUGGGUAAUACAUGCUUCAUGAAUGCUGCUCUUCAGUGUGUUAGUAAUACACGGCCAUUGACACUUUAUUUCAAUUCUAACAGACACCUCUAUGAGCUUAACAGAACCAAUCAGCAUGGUAUGAAAGGUCACAUAGCCAAACGUUAUGGAGAUCUUGUUCAAGAUUUGUGGAGUGGAACUUCAAGGACAGUAGCACCUUUAAAAUUAAGGCUGACCAUUGGUAAAUAUGCACCACGUUUUAAUGGUUUUCAACAACAUGAUUCACAGGAAUUACUUGCUUUUCUUAUUGAUGGAUUACAUGAAGAUUUAAACAGAGUUCAUGAAAAACCAUACACUGGUCUAAAAGACAGUGAUGGACGUCCAGAUGAAGAAGUUGCACAAGAGGCAUGGGAAAAUCAUGUUCGUCGAGAACGAUCAAUAAUAGUGGAUCUUUUUCAUGGCCAGCUGCAAUCAACAGUUCGAUGCAAAGUGUGUGGUCAUACCAGUGUACGCUUUGACCCUUUCAACUACCUCUCUUUGCCUUUACCCAUGGAAAGUUGCAUUCAUCUAGAAAUAGUAGUGGUUCGUUUAGAUGGCACUAAACCUGUAAAAUAUGGCCUUCAACUUAACCAUGAUGAUAAAUAUUUGACACUUAAACAAGAGUUAGGAAAGCUUUGUGGUUUGAGUGCUCAACAAUUACUUGUGGCUGAAGUAUCUGAUGCUACUUUUAAGAGCAUUCCAUCUGAUGAUCAAAGGAUAAGAAUUGUUGCUGGCAACAGUUUUUUUGCAUAUGAACUUUACACUCCAAGAGAUUUUGCCUCUGAAGAUGAGAUUAGGCAUCCCAGAGAAACUCACACCUUAACACAGAUACAAAGAAUGACUUUAACAGUAGAAUCUUCUCCGCCAAAAAUCACAGAUCUGAAUUCCAAAAAGCUUCCUGCAGUAGCUGUAAAUGGAGAUGUUCCUAAAUUAUCUGAAGAUCAAGAAUCUGGAGAUGGAACAGGAAAAGCAGUUUUCUCUCUGGGAGAUUCUGAUAAUGACAGCAUUGGCUCUCAGGGAGGUCAGAUAAAUAGUCCUCCAGUGCAACAACCUUUGGGACCAUGGAUUCUUGGUGGAGGUCCUAGUUAUCCUUCAAGCAUGUCAUCCAGCAUGAUUAGCAAUUCCUCUACAGGCGAAUUGUCUUCUGACUUUUAUUUAAAAAACUUUGUUAUUGCUUACCAUAGAAAAAUGAUUCGCCAAGAUGUGUAUUUCCUCUCCAGUCAAAAAUGUCGACCUACACUUUUUGGACUGCCUUUAAUUCUUCCCUGCCAUGAAAUGACAACUAAUCAAGAUCUUUACCAAGCGGUAUGGAUACAGGUUUCCAGAUUAGUUUCACCAUUACCACCUUCUGAGGCAGCUGUAUCUAAUCAUGCUCUUGAUUGUGAUGACAGUUUAGGUUAUGAAUAUCCUUUUACAUUAAAAGCAGUACAGAAGAAUGGCUUCUUAUGUGCACAUUGCCCGUGGUAUCGGUUUUGUAGAGGCUGUAAAAUUGAGUGUUGUGAUGCAGAUUUCAAUUUCAGUUGCACUGUGAUUGCAAUAGAUUGGGAUCCCACUGCUUUGCAUCUGCGUUACCAGACUUCUCUUGAAAGAGAUUUUGCAGAUCAUGAAAGUGUGGAAGCUACCAGGCGACUUCAAACAGAACCUAUCAAUCUGCAUGAUUGUCUGGAAGCUUUCACAAAAGAAGAGCAGUUGGGUGAGGCAGAAAAGUAUUACUGUUCUAAAUGUAAAGAACAUCAGUUAGCUUCAAAGAAAUUAAAUAUUUGGAGAUUACCUCCUAUUUUAAUUGUGCACUUAAAAAGAUUCCAGCUGCUACAUGGACGAUGGGUAAAAUCCCACAAAAUUGUAAAAUUUCCCUUCGAAAACUUUGAUCCUACGGACUAUCUCGCUCGAGUACCUAGAGAUACGAUCCUAGAAGCACAUAGAAGAAAAGCUGCUCUAUCCUGUGACUCAUUGUUAUCCGAUUGUAAAAAAGUAAAAGAACAAUGCUUAAGGGUCGAUUCUAACCAUUUGGACCAUAAUGAUAACUCUUGUGCUAAUACAGUAGAAAAAUCUCGAAAUCAAAAUGACCAAAGUGUUCCUAGUCAAAACAUAUUAAGAAGUGAUAAUUUAUUGAAUGAAGAAUACACAUGCGAAUCCAUGUCAAAUUGCAAUGGCAUAGAACGAAGCAAAUCCUUCUUUUCUGAAUUGAGAUCUGAUCUUCAAGAUUUUCAUCAACACAAGUUAUCAGGAGGCACAGAUCCAUUUUCUCUGAAGUAUAAGUUAUAUGCAUUGGCAUGUCAUUCUGGCAUCUUAGGUGGAGGACACUAUGUGUGCUAUGCAUGUAAUCCAAACAAGAAAUGGUAUUGUUAUAAUGACAGCAGUUGUAAGGAAGUACAACUAGAUCAAAUUGACAUGGACUCUGCAUAUAUGCUGUUCUACGAGAGAGAAGGAAUGGAUUAUUUGCAGUACAUGCCGGAUGUUAAAGGUAAAAUACCGGAUACAAGUGACAUCGAUGCAGAAUUUGAGACAGAUUUCCGCAAAAUGUGUAGUCUUUCAUGAAUUGAGCUUGCUUCUUUAGAAUGGAACAUAAACAAGUGUAAAUAUGAACUCAGAAAUUGAUAUGUAAACCUUUGCAACGUACCCCUUCAGGAAGUAAGAAUCAACUGAGUGGUUUUUCUCCCUUUAACUUGUGUGUGAUUGAAAUGAAACCUAGUCUUACAAACAACUGUACCAUCCAUCUGGAAUGACAAUGCCAAGUAAAUAAUUUUCUUUUUUCUAUAUACUAUCACCAUAAAAAAUUGUGAUGUACUUUUGCAUUAUAUAUGGUUAACUUUGUGGUUUGCAGUUAUUGUGCAGUAAUAGCAAAGAGCAUCUCUUAAUGGGGGAAAAAACUCAUUUUCCAUCCCGGUCAUUUUGCUUUUCAUCUCAUGUGAAGAUCAAAUAUUCAUAAAAGAUCUCCAGUUUUUUUUUUUCCAGGUAAUUUAAUGGAUGCUUAUGACUGUGUGUACAAGUGUUGACGUUUUCUAACUUUGUUAAUGUGUUAAAAAAACUAGUCGUGGGGAAGUUCUUAUAAGAUCUUGUUUACAUAAAAAUGUGAAUGUGUAAUCCUAGUCCUGCAUUAAAUUUUUAUAGCACAAUGGAUACAUAAAUGUAAGAAUUAGGAACGUUAAUUCACAUAAAUGUAUUAACAUGUUAUAAAUAACGAUAUAAUCAAUUUUAUAGGCUAUUUUUGUCAGUUGAAUGAAAUUAAAUUUUUAAUUAACACAUACAAUGUAUCAUCAAAAUUAAAAAUCGGUUUUGCCACUUUUCUAUAUUCCUGAAUGAGCUCCAAAAUUAUAUUACUGAGAAAUAACUUCAGACUAAUUAAAAUUUAUAGCAAUAAUUUAGUGCAUUUUUUGUAAAAAUGACACGCAUUUGUUUUAACGUCCAGAGUUAAUUUUGAGAGAAUAAAUUAAACCCUAAAAUUGUUGGUGCUUCGAUAAGAAUCUAGUAUUCUUUAAGCACGAAUUUAUUUACUUAUUUUCUAGUGUAAGUGCCCUUAUUAUUGUCAUGCUACUUCUCAGGAAUGCUGUAGCUUUCUUUCCUCUGUAUAUAAAAUGUCAACACUGUGAUUCUAUCAGAGCUCAAUGUUUCCUAGACGUCAAAUGCUGCUAUCGAAUUAAAUCGUCGGGCUUAAAUGGCAUCACUCUGUAAUCUUCAUUUUAUAUGAAUUGCAGUUUAAAUUUUUCACUUGCUUUUUGAUGUGAUAGUUUUUUUCCCUUCUCCUUUUUUAUUUUUCACAUUAUAACUACAAGCUGGUUCUUGUUAAAGACAUGCUCCUGCAGUAUCAUAUAUAAUUUUUUUAAUUUAUUUUACUGAAUGAUUUUACAGACCAUUAAAUAAAAGAAAUCCAGCUAUUUUAUAAAUUUUACUGUUCUUGUGCGGUAAGAUCAUAUAAUACAUGUUUUGUUUAUUUGAAUUUUUAAAACAAAAAUCCUAAUUUUUAUUAGAACAAAUAGCCUAAGAUUUACUAGAAUUUGCACAAUUUUUCAUUUGCAGUUUUAUUAAUUAGUUUAUUAGAAAAUGUUAUAUAAGUUGUCACUUAAUUUUAAAUGCAUUUUUUAUUGUGGUGCCAUACAUGAUUUUUAAGAUAAUAUGUGACAUCUAUUCACUUUUUACUUGUUAAAUACUGCAUAUUUGUAAUUAUUUUAUAUCUGCUGCAUUACAAAACAUUAAUACACAAAUAUCAAUUUUGUAUUAUAGUUUAAAUUCCAUGUUUUCUUUGUUGAAAUUAAUUGUGCGUAAGAGCUGUGUGUGUAUGCACAUGCACACACACUUCCAUGUAAACAAUUAUCAGGUUUCUUUUUUUUUUAUCUGAUAAUGUAGAAAUGUAUAUGCAGCUUUUUAUUUGUACAUGAAGAUUGUUUAAACUGCUUAAUGCCUGUACGGAUGUUGAUCAUUCCUGAUUUGUAUAUAUAAUAAUUAUCAGGAUCUUGAUAAUUAUCUUGCCAUAGUGAUAAUGUGAAUUAGUUAAUUUUUAUGAAAUAUUAUUGAUUUUGCAAUAAAAUUUGCUAGAAUGUU